Molecule: messenger RNA, 906 nt
Organism: Aspergillus clavatus NRRL 1
Lineage: Eukaryota; Fungi; Ascomycota; Eurotiomycetes; Eurotiales; Aspergillaceae
Exons: 2
Coding region: 1-906 (301 amino acids)
Biological process (GO): ubiquinone biosynthetic process
Cellular component (GO): mitochondrial inner membrane
Molecular function (GO): lipid binding
Source: RefSeq, a predicted model, not a curated record
AUGGCUCAGUCAAUCCCUCUCUCCCGCUGUUCAACAGCAAUCUCCUCCCUCCGCUCCUCCUCCGUUCACCUCGCUUCUCGCCCCAUCCAGACCUCCUGCAUCGCCCUGCAGUCUCGCCGACUAUACCACAUCCACAGCUCCUCGCGCCGCUCAAUCCGCCCAUCAAUCCAGGCGCAAACACCACGAUCCUACCCUCCGCCACCCAGAAAGUCCUACCAUUCGGAGCACCACCCCGAGCUGCCCCCCCAUGAAUACACCAACUCGCAGACCACCAUCCUCUCCGCCGCACUCAACCAUGUUCCCAAGCACGGCUUCACCCCCGAAGCGCUGACGCUGGGUGCGCGUGACGCCGGCUUCCUCGACGUCUCCGUGCAGCUGCUCCCGCGCGGCGAAUUCGAUCUCAUUCUGUUCUGGCUGGCAAGUCGCCGUGGUCUGCUGCGGGGAAAAGUUGAGGAUGGAUUGUUCGAGAAGUAUGCGCGCGAGGGAAGGGUGUUGUCGGUCGAAGAGAAGACCAAGAUACUCAUUAUGGAGCGGUUGCGUAUGAACGCGGAUAUCAAACAUCAGUGGCAGGGGGCUCUGGCGACCAUGUCCCUCGCGGGAAAUAUCCCCCUCUCCCUGUCCGAGCUCCACGCUCUAUCCUCCGAUAUCCUCAAUCUCGCCGGCGACACCUCCGUCGAUGCCUCAUGGUACACCAAACGGCUAUCCAUCUCCGCCAUCUACGCCAGCGCCGAAGUCGUCAUGACCAAGGAUUCGAGCCCGGAACUCUCCGCCACAGAGGCAUUUGUCGAGCGCCGGGUUGAGGAUAACAAGUACAUCGGGGACAAGAUCACCGGCAUCAAGCAGUGUCUGGGCUUCAUGGGGUCGACUGCGGUUGGACUGGGCAGGAGCUGGGGUUUGAAAAUCUAG